Molecule: messenger RNA, 1583 nt
Organism: Quercus robur (English oak)
Lineage: Eukaryota; Viridiplantae; Streptophyta; Magnoliopsida; Fagales; Fagaceae
Exons: 2
Coding region: 51-1301 (416 amino acids)
Source: RefSeq, a predicted model, not a curated record
UAUCCAGCCCCGCCGACACACCGCACAAAAGAAACUAGGCAGUUUCAAUCAUGUCUCUCUUAGGCUGGAGAUGUGGUGGGGCGCUGUUGUUGAAGUUAAAGUUGAAGUUGAACACUAUAGCUGCUGCUUCUUCUGCUACUGCAAGUGCUAGUACUACUUCUUCUUCCCUCAUAAAUCUAAUCCGCCACAACAGUAAACGUUGCUUAUCCUUCGCCAGCAACCAUGAAGAAGAAAAAAAUUCUCAUUCUCAAUGUCCUCAUCAGCACAGCAGCAGCAGCAAAGCCCGAAUCUUGGUACGCGGCCGUAACCGCGGAGAUAAAGGUAUGGAUUUUUAUUCUGCAGAGAUGCUGAAUGAGGGAGGCAGCGUUAACAUAGGACCCGCCACUCUUGUUGCCACGGUUCCUUUUGACUAUCUUUAUGGAAACGAUGUUCAAUAUUGUAAACUCGUCAAUGGUUUUCUUUGUUUUCAAAAUAUGGAAGCUGUAAAUAUCUUGAAUCUCAGCGCUCCCCCACAGAGUUUGGCUCUUUGUAGUCCAGUAAGCAACAUUCAAUUUAGCGGUUUGGGCUUUGAUCCUUUGUCCAACCAAUUCAAGUUCCUCAGUUGGCCUAGGGGCAACACAGAAUCUCCUAGCAUUUUCACGUUUGGUAACUGCAAUGGCAACGACAACGGCAACGUAGGAAGUAAUAGUUGGAGACAGUUAGCUCCUGAAGAAUUCUACGGAGCUGACUUAUUAUGUAAUAAAUUUUUUCGUAAAAAAAUUGGUGUUUCUGCUAAUGGUGCACUGUAUUGGCUUACCUAUUGGGUUACCAAUCGUGACAGACUGCCACCCAAAAUAGUGGCAUUUGAUCUUCACGACGAGAUUUUUAGAUUAGUCCCUUAUCCUGAUGGUGCUAAAUCAGACUUACGCAACCAUGUUGGACAUCUUGCUGCGGUUUGUGGACGCUUGGCUUUCAUAGAAAAGUUGCAGCCUGACAAAUUGAAUAUUUGGAUAUUGCAGGAGGACUACCACAAUUGCAACUACUCUUGGGUUAAACAAACUAUUCGUUUUCCUUUUGAUUGGUCUGAACUGAAGCGAUGGAGUCGCAUUCUUGCCAUCAACACUAACACCGAUGAGAUCUUUCUGGAAUUAGAUGUUAACCAUUGCUCUUUAGUCUGUUAUAAUACAAAGACAGAAAAUAUGAAGCGACUUGAAAUCACGGGAUUGCCUCAUUGGUCGGAACCUGUCCAUUGCAAAUUGGUCGGCAUUACCUUCGAUGAUGAGAGAGGCUGUGAUGCAGAUAAGGUGGUUUUGAAUACUUAAAAGGAAAACUGCCCUACUAUCUUGACUGAAAUCUUGGAGCAUGUGGCUUGAGCUAGUGAACAAUCUUUCAUCCUAUGCCAACAUGGAAAUGAAGCCUAAAAAUCCUGUAUUUUGAAAAACAACUGAAUCAUCAAAACUUUCAUAUUGUGAAUUAGAAACUUUUAGAAAGAACUGUGAUAGGUUUUAUUUCAAAUAAAUUUCCAAUCCUAUGAUCCUCUCUUUGUACAAUAUAUCGUGACAAGUUUUAUUUCAUAUGAAUGAAUUCUAAAUUAGAGACCUUUA